CCGGUGGCCGUGGAUCCGCCACACGGAGCGAAAGGGCUAAGAAAGUGACGAGGGCUUGACGCAGGGGGGGUCGUUUUCAAGAAGGCUCGAGAAUUGGUUUUUAUUGGGUUUCAACAGGGGGUGGCACGACCAAAGAUUCUUCGGGAGACGCGGCCCAAAGAAAAUGCUCUGCCACGUUACUCGUCCGGAUUCGGUGGUGAUGGAAGUGGAAGUUGAUGCGAAGGCGAACGGUGAAGACUGUCUGAAUAAGGUUUGCCGAAAGUUGGGCAUAAUUGAAGCGGACUACUUUGGGCUGCAGUUCACGGGCAGCAAAGGGGAGAACCUGUGGCUGAAUCUGAGGAAUCGCAUCUGCCAGCAGAUGGAUAAUGUGACGCCGUGUCGACUGCGGCUGCGGGUCAAGUUCUUCGUGGAGCCCCAUCUCAUCCUUCAGGAACAGACGAGACACCUUUUCUUCAUGCACGUGAAGGAGGACCUCCACCACGGUCACCUGCGUAUGGGCUCGGAACAAGCGGAGGAGCUGAGCUCGCUGCUGGCACAGGCAGAGCUCGGGGACUACAACCAAAACACAGCCCAGUACUGGUACUCGGAGUUGUGUGGAGAGGAGCCCAGCACUGCUAUUAUCAACAGUAUCACAUCUAGACACAAAGCUUUGGAGGGCAUGAGCCAGGGCUCAGUGGAGUACCAGGCGCUGCAGCUCGUCUCCUCCCUGGAGCAUUACGGCGUGGAGUGGCACUGGGCCCGUGAUCCGCAUGGUCAGCGGUUGGCCAUCGGGGUUGGCCCUGAGGGAAUUGCCAUUUGCAAGGAGGACUUCAGCUUAGUCAACAGAAUUAGUUAUCCCAUCAUUCAGAUUGCCACCCAGUCGGGGAAAAGCGUCUACCUGACCGUUACCAAGGACACGAAUGACAGCGUGGUGCUUCUGUUCAAGCUCAUUAGCAACCGAGCAGCCAGCGGUCUGUACCGGGCCAUCACGGAGACCCACGCCUUCUACAGGUGUGACACAGUGACGAAUGCGGUGAUGAUGCAGUACAGUAGAGACUUCAAGGGCCACCUGGCUUCGCUCUUCCUCAACGAAAACAUCAACCUGGGCAAAAAAUAUGUCUUUGACAUCCGGCGCACUUCCAAGGAAGUUUACGACCACGCCCGCCGUGCCCUCUACAACUCGGGUGUUGUGGACCUGGUGUCCCGCUCCGGCAGCGGGGGGCGCUCGUCCCCUUCGCGCUCCCCGAGCCGGGACAACCAGCAGGACGAGGGGCUGGACUGUGGCAGCUGCCAGCAGAGCAGGGCCCUGCAGGAGAGGCUGCAGAAGCUCCGAGAGGCUCUGCUGUGCAUGCUGUGCUGCGAGGAGGAGAUCGACGCUGCGUUCUGCCCCUGUGGCCACAUGGUGUGCUGCCAGACGUGCGCCAAUCAGCUUCAGUUGUGUCCCGUGUGUCGCUCCGAGGUGGAGCACGUGCAGCACGUCUACCUGCCCACCUGCACCAGCCUGCUCAACAUGACGCUGACCGACAACCACCAGCACCACAGCAGCGUCCCAGCGCCCAUCCACAGAGAACCGGCGUCCCCGCACACCUGCUCCGCCACCGAGUACGAACAGAAGAUCUACCACACAUGAAGACGACUCCGCCGGAACCCACAGAAACCACCGCCGUGAACACUUUUUGAAGCGAAGCCUGCCACAUUCUGGUUUCAUAAAGAAGGAAACGGGUCUCAUCCUUCUGCGUUUCCUGCCUGGAACUAUCAAACAUAGAAACUCUGAGCAUAAUCAAAGAUCUCCACAGGCGUACCACUCCCUCAGCUUGUGCGUGCGUGUGUGUGUGUGUGUGUUUUAUUGUUUGUUUGUUUUCCCCAUGGCACUAGUACGGACUGUCACUUUGUAUAGUUGUUUCUGAAUAUUGUUGCGUUUUGUUUUGUAUCAUUCUGUCCAAAUCUUCUUCUUUUUUUACAUCAUCAUCCUCUGCCACAUGAUUUUAGAUUAGGCUAUUAUUGUUGCAUCAGUUGACCUGAUACAGAAAGAAACAUUAUUUUGUUUGUGAUUUAUGCUUUUCAACUAGUUAUUUUGGUUGGUUGUUGUUUUUUUUGUUUUGUUUCGAUGUGGUCCAUAUCAGGCUCCUAGCCCCAGAACCAGAACCAUAGCUGAACAUAAUGGUUGAGUCUAUUUAUUUUUCAUUUUAAAGCUCCCUUACUUUUUUUUAAAAAUGGUUUGAGAACUGAAUUGUAUGGUCUAACAGAGUGAACUUUCUCCUGUUUUAUUUCUCCUUUUUGUUUUCCAUGUUUCCAAUGACAGUGUAUUUGGAGGCUAAGCAGCACUGCUCUGGAUACAGCACUGUGUACUAAUACGACACCGUGGGCGAUAAGACCACCAUGGUCUCGUUUGGGUUCUUGAAGGUUCUUUUAGCCCACCACAGCUUUAUCUCGCAGACACUCCUUCAACUUCUCACCUCGAAAACGGGUCUUGAUGAUUAACUGCCACUUUUGUCCAACACAACGAGCCUGGUUCCAUGAAAUGCUGCACCUUGGACACGUCUCCACGCCUGCCGGAAAAUAGAAAUGAAUGUCACUAAAAGGCUCUUGGUAUAGAACCACCACAUAUUUAUGAAAAAAAUUUGUCCAGAAGCAGCUGCUUCCUCUGAAAGCCCGAGCGAUGAAUUUCUUCUCUGGGUGUUCUAGUUUGUUAUUUUUUUUUAAAUAUUUUUAAAGGGCACUAGGAGAUCUGCCUGUGCAAUACUUGCUUGCUUUUUUGAAAAGCUUUUCAUUGAGUUUUAUUUAAUUUCAAAGACUGUAUUUAAAAAGGAAAG
Scophthalmus maximus (turbot) is the source of this 2792-nucleotide messenger RNA. RefSeq names its product myosin regulatory light chain interacting protein a (gene mylipa). Gene Ontology annotation, biological process: ubiquitin-dependent protein catabolic process. The record is from RefSeq and is a predicted model, not a curated record. Gene Ontology annotation, cellular component: cytoskeleton. The coding region runs from base 164 to 1609 and encodes 481 amino acids. The transcript has 7 exons. NCBI's taxonomy places the organism in Eukaryota, Metazoa, Chordata, Actinopteri, Pleuronectiformes, Scophthalmidae. Gene Ontology annotation, molecular function: ubiquitin-protein transferase activity.